Molecule: messenger RNA, 1010 nt
Organism: Pecten maximus
Lineage: Eukaryota; Metazoa; Mollusca; Bivalvia; Pectinida; Pectinidae
Product: mitogen-activated protein kinase kinase kinase 9-like
Exons: 1
Biological process (GO): protein phosphorylation
Molecular function (GO): protein binding; ATP binding; JUN kinase kinase kinase activity
Source: RefSeq, a predicted model, not a curated record
AGUACAUGAACAUGGCGGCUCAUCAAACUUGAGAGGUAGACAAAGGUGUGAAAAGAUGGGAAAAUCUACCCAAAAAGAUCCCUUUCUCACCAUGACAAACAAACAAUGCCAGGUUAUAUGUCGUUAUGUUAUAGUUUAAUCGUUCCGUAUUUCAUAUACUAUAUUCUUAUGGCUAAUUUAAGGGUAGUGCUGUUCGACCAAAACAUCGAAUAUUUGCAUGUUGGAACCUACCCCAAGACACCAACAACAUUGGUGUUUAUUGUAGAGGAGUCGAGAGGAGACAAAUGCACGGCAUUGUCUAAUGCCUAGUGCAUUAUCCUCGGUGCCAGGUUCGAUGGCAUCACAUCAUGAUAAAAAGUUAAAUAGAAGAUCGAUCGAAAACGGUUCUGGUCUCUGGACUGCCGUAUUCGACUACGAAGCAAAACGAGAAGAUGAGUUGACACUCCGAAGAGGGAUUACGGUUGAAGUGUUAUCAACCGAUAAACACAUCUCCGGAGAUGAAGGAUGGUGGACUGGCAGGGUUGACGACCAUGUCGGAAUAUUCCCUAGUAAUUUUGUCACCAACAACUAUCGUAUUGAACAUACUAUCCCACCUGAUAUUGCAAUCGAUUUCAAUGAAUUACAACUGGAGGAAGUUAUCGGAGUUGGGGGAUUUGGAAAAGUUUACAGGGGUGUCUGGAAAGGGGAGACAGUUGCUGUGAAAGCAGCACGUCAAGACCCAGAUGAACCCAUAAGUGCAACAGUUGAAAGUGUCCGUCAGGAAGCUACUGUGUUUUGGUUUUUAGAUCACGCCAAUAUAGCAGCUUUAAAAGGAGUAUGUCUGAAAGAACCAAAUUUAUGUUUAGUAAUGGAAUUUGCGGAGGGAGGAUCACUGAACAGGGUGCUAAAUGGACGAAGGAUACCUCCCGAUAUUCUUGUGGAUUGGGCUGUACAAAUUGCAAAAGGGAUGCAUUAUCUGCAUGAAGAAUCUCCUAUUCCUUUAAUACACCGUGACCUCAAAUCUAGCAAUA